GCUUUAACUUCCGGUAAGGUGUUUUUAGGUGUAAAUAAUAAUGGCUGACAGUGUGAAGCUCGCUGAAGAAGAAUGUGUCAGACGGAUACACAGCCGCGAUGUAUCAGGUCAUAUUCACAAAGGACAUGGGGUGGUUGCUGCAAAUUCCUCAAUACCAACAAAAUACCAGACGAUUGUCACAGAUAACACAGACAAAAAAGGCUUUUUGACAAAGGCGAAGAGGUUCCAGGCAGAUGUAGAUUUGACAGAAGCCCCUGGGCCUGGCAAUUACUUAAAGCACACAAAAGUUGAUAAUUCAAGUCCAUCACUUUCAAAGAAAGGCACAGGUGGAUUUGCAUCUAAGUCGAAGCGUGGUGUCAAGUUCUCAAUGUCAGCGGCUCCCGGGCCAGGCACGUAUUUUCCCCAACUAGCGAACUGCAAGUGUCACUUUGAUCGGGAAACAACAACCAGACCAUUUCGUCUGCCUAUUGCUAAAACGGUUGAUAAAACAAAUGGAAUACCAGCCCCUAAUGAAUACAAGAUACUGAUGUGUAAGUUUGGCAAGAAAAACAAUGUGAGUGCUGAGGCAGCCUUCAAGUCACAGAGUAAACGAGAAAUGAUCAACCUCAAAGAUGCCCAUAGGAUGCCAGCUCCAGGACAGUACACUAUUAAAGACAGCCUCCUCCAUGAGAGUCCAGUGAUCACCGAGUCAAGUUUCAAGUCAAGAACAAUCCGCAAAACUCACCCUGACCCACCAGACUUUCCUGGUCCUGGGACAUAUCUUCCUUCCGGUAACGAAGAACCUCCGAAAAAACUGCUUUUUCCCCGAAAACAUUACUUGUGUAUCUCAGCUCCUGCCAUGCCUCUCCCCCCUGCUCCCCCCACCCCAGGUCCUGGAAGUUACGAGAUGGUUGAUUACGACGGUCCUACUAAACACUUCAUGUCAAGUUCAGCGUUUGUCUCAGCUACCAGCAGGUGGUCGGGGGAUGUAUUAGGAAUGGGCACUGCUUUACCAGGACCUGCACACUACCGACCCGUGGAAAUGGGGAAGCAGUCUUUCAUUUACAACGUUGCCGGUCGCUGGAUAUGAUCAUCCUGUGAUAGAACACCUCAGACUUGUUUUCUAAAUCAGCUGUCCAUUAAUUGUAUAUAUCUGUUGUCCAACAGUUCUGUAUCUCUGUCAGUUCCUCACUAUAUAUUUAAGUCAAUGUCAUACUUUGAGGGUUUUUUAAGUUAUUCUGUAUGGACAUAGUUUUGGGUUUAUAAUAAUAAGAAGAAGAAUUAUCAUAAUAAAAUAAUAAUAAUUAUAUCCUCCCAAAAAAUGAUGACCACCAUCUUAAGUGGCCAGAGUGAAAUGGGCAUUUUUCAUUUGAUGAAGAGUUUUGAUGACAUAAUGUACAGCAUCCUUCAAAUGAACUAUUUAUCUUACAGAUCGUUUUUUUCAUGCUGGGCUGUCAUUAAAUGUUCAUUAAUCACUUGGAUAAUAAUAAAUAGUUUAAUAAGGCUUGGUAGAAUCUCACAAUGAGCAACUAGUAACAUGAAUGUCUUCAGCAAAAAGAUGGGGGAAAAACACUGACAAUUUGUAAAACCUAUUUACUAAAAGGAAAAAAACCGAUUGUAGUUUCAAAGAAGUUCCAAAAUUAUAUCCAUCUCUAUUUUGCUUGAGACAUCAAGCCUGUUGCUUAUAAAACAUUUUGACUCAAGACUCUAUUAGAGUCUGAGACAGUAAUGUCAUGACGGCGCCAUACAAAUUGUAUAUGUGUGGUGUCAUUAGAGAUUGAGUCUGGACUCCAGACUCU
This is a messenger RNA of Gigantopelta aegis, 1778 nucleotides long. RefSeq names its product O(6)-methylguanine-induced apoptosis 2-like. Gene Ontology annotation, molecular function: chromatin binding; histone binding. Gene Ontology annotation, cellular component: female pronucleus; male pronucleus; germinal vesicle. The record is from RefSeq and is a predicted model, not a curated record. Gene Ontology annotation, biological process: epigenetic programing of male pronucleus. NCBI's taxonomy places the organism in Eukaryota, Metazoa, Mollusca, Gastropoda, Neomphalida, Peltospiridae. Bases 41 to 1069 code for a protein of 342 amino acids. The transcript is spliced from 9 exons.